AUGGAAGACCACUUUGUCUCAGAAGGAAUGCAGAUGAAGACGAUGAAGAAGAAGAGGAAGGAGGUGGAGGAGCUUGACCAAGUCAACGAUGACUUCUCCGACUUCUCUCUUUCUUCCCCUGCCAGAAAGAUUCGCCGCCUGGAUGCUCAUCUGCCACCCAUUAUGGAGGAAGAGGAGGCUGAGUUUUCAUUUUCAGCUGCUCAGAAUCAGCUGAAAUCAGAGGCUCCAAUUAUUGAGGGAUUGCCCUCAGAAAACCAAGAAAAGGCCAUUGUGCUCUUCAGGCCUGUCAACAAUACCCCAGUCUUCUCUCUCCGUUCUGACUUGAUUUCUGGCUUUAAGGACCAAUUUCUGCGCUCCAGCCAUUUUGGUCUGAGAUCGUCAGCUGAGGAAGAUGAUGAGGCAGUGCAAAGCAACAGCAAUCAGUGUAAAGCUGUUGUUCCUUGGGUUCCCAGUCAUCUAUCUCCUGCACCAUCAAUGGAGGUUUCACAAGCAGACCCUCCAGAGGAGCUGAUGGAGGCUGAGGGGAUGGAAACAGCAACAAUGGAGAUUGAAGAAGAGAGCCCAGCAGCAGGGCAAGCCAUGGCAGAUGGGUAUGGUGGUGGGAUGUGGACAAGUAAUGAAGGCUUUCCUCAGUGGCAGCAACAGCAUUGUAUGAUUCCACAGCCUCCACACAACACAACCACACCCAUCACAUGGCUGCAAUGA
This is a messenger RNA of Prunus armeniaca (apricot), 705 nucleotides long. Lineage: Eukaryota; Viridiplantae; Streptophyta; Magnoliopsida; Rosales; Rosaceae. The record is from the annotation of a GenBank genome assembly.